GCCUGAUACAUCACCUUUUAACUCACUACAUUAUUCUCUCGCUCAAACCAGUUGUUGGCCUGAAUAUACUGAUCGCUCCCAGAUCAGAGGUGACCAUUAAAAUCCAAAGAAGAAGAAGAAGAAAGAAGCACAAACAUGGUGAAGGAACAGUUCAGGGAGACGAAUGUCGCCAACGAGAUCUCCCAUAUAUCUUUUGAGGCGGACAACUCGCAGAAUAUGCUUAUGCAAUCCAGUGUGCAAGUUAUCACUAGAAACUUGUACAAUGAAGAUACGGAGCGUACUCCAUUUAUGCAUGGAAUACUUGACAGACGCAUGGGAGUAAGCUCUAAUGGGACUGAAUGUACUACAUGUGGCAAAAUAUUGCAAGAUUGUGUGGGACACUUUGGUUAUAUAGAUCUGGCGCUACCAAUCUUUCAUGUCGGCCACUUCAGAUCUAUCAUCCAGAUUUUACAAAUGAUUUGCAAGAAUUGCUCUCAUAUUUUAUUAACCACUGAAGAAAGGAACUUUUAUUCGCAAAAAAUACAAAAUCCAAAUUUUGGAUAUUUAAUGCGCAAAGGAUUGCGUAAACAAAUCUGGGAGAAAGCAAAGAAGAAGACAAUCUGUCCAAAUUGUAAAGAAAACAAUGGUCCUGUUAAAAAAGCAGGUUUUCUCAAGAUUGUAUACGAAAGGCAUAAGAACUUAAAGAAAACGGAUCCUCUUAUUCAAGAAAAAUUAGCUGAGUUAGGCCCACUAAUGGAGCAGGAUAAAGAGCUUAAAAGUAUAGUAGAUCAAAAUCACAGAACUGUAUUUGAUCAAUGUCUAUUUCCAAACAUGGUUCUAGAACUUUUCACAAGAAUUCCAGCAAGUGAUGUCUGUUUGUUAUUAAUGAAUCCUAAAUGCGCAGUACCAGCAGAUUUAAUAUUAUCGAGAAUUCCUGUACCACCUGUUUGUAUUAGACCUAGUACUUUAUCAGAUAUAAAGGCUGGUACAAAUGAAGAUUAUCUAACAAUGAAAUUAUCAGAAAUAUCUCUUAUUAAUGAAGUUAUUUAUAAACAAACCAAUGUUAAUGCCAAUAAGUAUGUGGAACAAUGGGAUUAUCUUCAAUUACAUUGUGGUCUGUACAUUAAUAGCGAAAUGUCUGGUAUACCUGCUCACAUGCAACCUAAAAAAUUUGGUAGAGGAAUAGUACAGAGAUUAAAGGGAAAACAAGGUCGUUUCCGAGGUAAUUUGUCCGGCAAACGUGUUGAUUUUUCUUCUCGUACAGUAAUUUCACCCGAUCCGAAUCUUAGAAUAGAUCAAGUUGGCGUACCUAUACAAAUUGCAAUGAUUUUAACAUAUCCUGAAAAAGUUAAUUCCUCAAACAUUGAAUUAAUGCGUGCAUUAGUUAGAAAUGGCCCAAAUGUACACCCUGGAGCGAAUUAUGUACAAUAUAAUAACAAUUCUCAAAAUAAUAGAGUAUUCCUUCAGUAUGGUAAUCGGAUAAAAGCCGCCCAAGAUUUGAAGAAUGGUGACAUUGUUGAAAGACAUCUCAAAGAUAAUGAUUUGGUGCUGUUUAAUCGGCAGCCCUCGUUGCAUAAAUUAAGUAUAAUGGCUCACAGAACCAAAGUAUUGAAGCAUCGAACAUUUAGAUUUAAUGAAUGUUGCUGUGCACCUUACAAUGCGGAUUUUGACGGUGACGAGAUGAAUCUUCAUCUACCACAAACCGAGGAAGCGAAAGCAGAAGCGCUGGUUCUAUUAGCGAACAAAUCCAAUCUGGUUACGCCACGCAACGGCGAUUUGCUAAUAGCGGCAACACAAGAUUUCAUCACUGGUGGAUAUCUUUUGACUCAAAAAGAUGUCUUUUUUGAUAGAGAACAGGUGAAAUUGGCUCUUUGUUUCUUGGCCGGUGCAGACGCAUCUUUGACUGUAACCCUUCCUAUACCCGCAAUUCUGAAACCAGUUAAGUUGUGGACUGGCAAACAAAUAUUCAGUCUGAUUAUUCGGCCAAGUCCUGAAUGUCCUGUUAAAGCAAAUUUAAAGACAAAGGGCAAAACUUAUACUACUGGUGAAGAAUUUUGUAUUAAUGAUUCUUAUGUUAUCAUUCGAAAUUCUGAGCUCUUGGCAGGAGCAAUGGAUGUGUCUACAUUGGGUUCUGGAUCGAAACAAAAUAUAUUUUAUAUUCUGCUGCGUGAUUGGGGUGAAGAUUAUGCAACUGCGUCAAUGUGGCGCUUAACAAGAUUAACAAAUCAUUUUAAUUUUGACAGAGGAAUUUCUAUCGGUCUCAGUGAUCUCAUAGCGAGUCAAGGCCUUGUUCAAGCCAGAGAAAGCAUAUUAAAUACUCAUUACUCCAAAUGCCACGAAUAUAUUAAACUAAUGGAACAAGGUCAACUCGCCUCUCAACCUGGAUGUUCAGUAGAGGAAACACUGGAAACGAAAAUAUUAAAUGAGCUUUCAGUAAUUCGUGAUAACGUUGGUAAAGCAUGCUUGAAGGAAUUGCAUCGUACCAAUACUCCUUUAACUAUGGCACUCUGUGGAAGUAAGGGUAGUUACAUCAACGUUUCGCAAAUGAUCGGCUGUGUAGGUCAACAAGCUAUUAAUGGACAUAGAGUGCCAAAUGGAUUCGAAAAUCGUGCUUUACCUCACGUUUUAGCACAGUUGAGGACACCCGACGUUAAAGGCUUUGUGAAAAAUUCAUUUUAUUCUGGAUUGGGCUCGAAGGAGUUUUAUUUUCAUGCAAUGGGUGGUCGGGAAGGUCUGACAGAUACGGCUGUAAAGACUGCAGAUACUGGAUAUAUGCAAAGGCGAUUAAUCAAGAGUUUAGAAGAUCUGUGCGUUCAUUAUGAUAUGACAGUACGUAAUUCGAUGCGCGAUAUCAUACAAAUAUGCUAUGGUGGUGACAAAUUGGAUCCCACAUACAUGGAAGGUAAAGACUGUCCCGUGGAUUAUAAGAGAGUGUAUGAUCAUGUAAGAGCAAAGUUGCCUUAUAAGAACGAAGAGCCUUUAGAUGCUGUUAGCGUGAUGAGCGCCACAGAGGAUAUGCUAUCUACCGAGGAAUACGAUUGCUUGAGUGAAGAAUUCAAAAAGGAACUAGUUGAAUUCAUGAAAACGGUGGCACAGAAGAUAGCGCAUUAUCGGCAAAACAUUAAAUCGAAAGCAUCUGUGGUUCUACAGCUCGAACGUCUUACCGUCUCGCAAUUGGUCGAAUUUAUACACACGUGCAAGGAAAAGUACAUGAGAGCUGUGAUAGAACCGGGCACUGCCGUAGGUGCACUCGCCGCACAAAGUAUCGGUGAACCUGGAACUUCGAUGACUCUCAAAACAUUUCACUUUGCCGGUGUAGCUUCUAUGAAUAUCACUCAGGGUGUACCGCGUAUUAAGGAAAUUAUCAAUGCGAGUCCGAAGAUCAGUACUCCUAUUAUAACAGCGACAUUGGUUGAUGGUACAGAUUUCGAAGGUGCCGAGCGAGUGAAAGCGAGAAUUCAAAAAACAACACUGAAAGAGAUAGUUGACUGUAUCGAGCAAGUAUAUACGCGCGGGGAUUAUUUCCUUAAGAUAAAAUUAAACAUGGAAAAAAUAAAAUUGUUGAAAUUGGAAGUGAAUGUCAAUUCUAUAUGUUAUAUACUCUGUACGUCAAAAUUGAAGCUGACUCCAAAGAAUGUGCGUGCGAUAGGUGACUCAGUUAUUAUUAUUCAACCAACUAAACAAAAAGAAAAUCCCAAUUUUCCGUUUCGUCGUCUAAUGGAUGCACUUCCAAAAAUUGUAGUGAAGGGCAUGCCAUCAGUUUCUAGAGUGGUUGUACAUGAUGAAACAUCUAAUGGGAAAACCAAAUGGAAAUUGUUCGUCGAGGGAGAUAAUUUUAGAGAAGUUAUGGCAACAUAUGGCGUCCACGGCGAAAAGACGACGUCGAAUAAUACGUUAGAAGUCUUUAAAACACUCGGAAUAGAAGCAGCAAGAACAACUAUCAUGGCAGAAAUCAAAUCGGUAAUGGAAAAUCACGGAAUCAGUGUUGAUCGUCGACAUCUAAUACUUCUGGCAGAUUUAAUGACCUGUAGAGGAGAAGUACUUGGUAUUACAAGACAAGGCUUAGACAAGAUGAAAGAAUCAGUUUUAAACCUUGCAUCGUUUGAGAAAACUGCUGACCAUCUAUUUGAUUCAGCAUAUUAUGGACAGAGAGAUGCUAUAUGUGGUGUAUCGGAAUCAAUAAUAAUGGGUAUUCCAAUUCCAGUGGGCACAGGAAUGUUCAAAUUACUUCAAAAAGCAUACAAAUCUGAACCACAAAAGAGGGAACUUCUAUUUGAUAAUCCACAAUUUCACAAGCAAGUUCAUUAUGGAAAGCGACUUGUGCGACCACGACCCCGUCCAAUAUUGUAGGCAUUAUAAAAAUAAGAUGUACACAUAAAAUAUAUUUUAUAAAAACAAAAAUAUUUACUGUAGCAGAAAAAAUUUUUUUACUUUCAA
Camponotus floridanus (Florida carpenter ant) is the source of this 4416-nucleotide messenger RNA. RefSeq names its product DNA-directed RNA polymerase III subunit RPC1 (gene Polr3A). The record is from RefSeq and is a predicted model, not a curated record. Lineage: Eukaryota; Metazoa; Arthropoda; Insecta; Hymenoptera; Formicidae. The transcript has 21 exons. Gene Ontology annotation, biological process: DNA-templated transcription. Gene Ontology annotation, molecular function: DNA-directed RNA polymerase activity; DNA binding. The coding region runs from base 136 to 4329 and encodes 1397 amino acids.